GUGGUGUAUGGAAGCCAAAAAUAUUUUGCCAGUGCUAACAAAAUAUCAUUACUUAUAGCGCCACCUAGGGCGAAUAACUUGUAGCGCAUUUUUCAUGUUUAGGCAACACUGCUAAAGUGACAAUUUAUUUGAAAGAAAAAAGUUAUUAAACCCGGACGCUAGUAAUGGAAGAUGAUUUUCAAAUCGAAUAUAUGUCAUUGCCACUUGAAGAUCUCCAGGAUUACUAUGGGAAAUUGUUUGAGCGUUAUCGACAAUUGCGUGAUGGUACAGAGGCGGACCAUCAGCGUAUCCACGAGUUGAAACGUAAUUUGGAAACUGCUUAUGCCGCCGAAAAGUACCUCUCGCAGGAAAUUGAGGAGCUCAUGCAAACGAUUGCCUCUAUGGAAAGGGAUAAUAAGGUACAAGCAAAAGUUCAUUCAGAGGUGGAAGAUUUACGUCGACAACAUCACACUUUAACCACGGACUACACCACGUUGCAGCAGGACUACGCGACGUUGAGUGCGGAGAAUGUCGAAAUACGUAAACAGUUGGAAACGGUGAAAUCAACAAGAAGAUUAACUAAAUCAUCGAUAGUUAAUGCUGGAACAGACGAGCUCUUCAAUCGUAUAGCAACGUUGGAAGGAGAAAACUUUUCUUUGGUGCAAAAGUUGGAGGAAUUUCAGGAGAGUAUGGUGCGACAAACAUUGGCAUUAGCAGAAAGAGAGAGAAAUAUUGAAGUUUUACGUGAACAAGUGACAUAUCUGGAGGAAAAUUUGCGUUCAAAGCUUGAAGAUUUAGAUGAAAAGUCAAAUUUGCUUGAUUGUACACAGGAAUAUUUAGAAGAAGCUAACGCAAGACUUGCCUUGAUGGAAACAAAGCCAGAAGGUGUUGAUCGCAAAGGCAAAUCGCUUUUCGCGGAAGUUAACUAUCAACGAAGGACAAUGAAAAAACUUCUAGCUGCACAAAAGAAAAGUUACAUUGAUAUGAAAAAAUUGUGCAAUGGCAGUCAGUCAGAAAUAAAACGAUUGAAGCGUGAGAAUAUUGCAUUGCAUAAAGAGCUUAAGCAGUGUACUUCACUUUUGUGUUCAGCGGACCGUUCUUAUCAGGCGGACAAACUAAACGAACGCAUACGACAACUACUCCGUCAAGUGGAAAGCUUAGAGAAGCAAUUAGAAGUUUCUCAGAGGCGUCUAAGUUACAUGGACAACUAUAAGGAUGUUGGGUGGCUUGAUUCAAUCUUGAGUUUCUGCAAAAAUGAAACUGAUGAACUCAAAAGUGUGCAAAUACCAAGACCAGUGUGGAAGAGCAGUUACGCAACGUUCAAAAGGAGAAAACAAGAUAGCGCUCCGAAGCAUAAUAAAUGCGUUGCGUACUGUUCAAUAGAGAGGAUCUCUUGACGAGGGAAGCGAGUUGGGUUAAAACUAUUCGUGAACAGAAAAAACUAAAGACGGCACGAUCUCGUAUACUGUAUGCAUCACCUAGAAGUCCAUAGCAUCGUCCAAGGAUAAAAAGCCGGAACUACUUAGCAUUCCAUUAGGACUUAUUCUGAAUGAGCACACAGAGAAAUCAACUAUUUCAGUGAAGGAAGAACAUAGUUCUGAUUGUAAUAUAUGCGAAUGAACUCGAGAUAGCACCACCAAAGAAUUCCAAAGGAAAGGUGUCAAAGAAAAGUGAUGCAUUCACCACUGAACACCAGUUACCAGAAGGUGAGAUUGUGAUGAACAUCAGUGCGAAUAUCUGUAUUGGUUUAGUGUGUACUAAUGAAUGUAUCAUGAGGCAAACCCAAAGCCUUUAUUAGAGAGCUGCCAGAGAAGCUCAAUGUUAUUUUCGUCAUUUUGUGGCGCAAUGGCCAAACGUAAACCAACUUACACAAUUCAUGUUUUGUUCUUGAGCAAUUGAUAAUAACGCGUGCAAUAAAUCGGAAAUGGUGUAUUUGUAUCGAGACACAUCUUGUGUUUUAAAGUUUUUGAAUGAUUUUUAUGGACUUUUAAUGAUCAUUGAGUGCAAGUGACAGGCUUAUUGACAUAAGGCUUUUAGGACUUGACACAUCUUUUCAAGAGGAAUAUUCUGCGCUCUUGUUGUUGUUGUAGCGAUUAUCUCUCCCUGCCGGAACGGAAAGCAUAAGUCUAGUUAUCCCCGGGGUCAUCUAGCGGGAGGACCAGGAAACAUGCUGUUUCGACAGGGUCGGACCAAAGGGAAAGGGGUGUUAGAUGAGUAGGGUUCGUUGAGCAUGCAAAAAAGGUGAUUAGUGUCAUGCGGGGACUCGUUGCAUGCAGGGCAUGUAUUUUGUAUGUCGGGGUUCAGUCUGGAUAAGUAGGAGUUUAACCUGCUAGCCUUUUAAAUCUCCGGGACCUGACGGCAUAUUCCCAGCUCAAUUGCAGAAAUCGUUAAGUUACGUAACGGGCUGGUUAGUAACCAUUCUCGAAGGGACCCUUCGGUUAAACUACAUUCCUUCAUUAUGGAGAAAAGUGAAGGUAAUAUACAUACCAAAAGCAGGCAAAAGCUCUCACACCAGUCCAAAGGAUUUUGGACCAAUCAGUCUUUCCUCAUUUCUACUAAAAACACUGGAAAGAUUAAUAGAAAUUAAUAUAAGAAGCAAGCUAGCUCCGGAAAAGUGAGCAGUUUCACAUCAUGCGUACUCCAAAGGAAAGUAAAAGGAAACAGCCUUAAACUCGGUGGUCACAGAGAUUGAAAGGUCUCGGGUAGUAAAGGAAUACGCUCUCAUAGCCUUCUUAAACAUAGGCCAUUUUAACAUCCAGUCUAAGGCCAUUAUCAACGCCCUUAAAGAUCUGAAUGUCUCCGAAUUACUCAUGAAACUUAUAUAACAGAUGCUUCUAGGCAGGUUCAUAACUUCAACGCUGGGGGUUUCAAUGAUGUGCAGAUCUGUCCAUAGGGAUACACCUCAAAGAGGCGUCCUAUCCCCACUUCUAUGAAUCCUAACAAUGAACAGUAUAUUGUUAGAUCUAAAGAAAGGGGGAGUACAUGUUGUGGCCUACGCUGAUGAUGUGGCGGUAUCAAUUAGGGGAAAAUUCCCACAUAUACUCUCGGACCUCAUGCAAACAAGGCUAAAUGAGAUAAAUCGUUGGGCAAAAUCAUGUGGAAGCUGUUAUGUAAACCAAACUUGGAUGCCAGGGUAAAGAAGGCAGCUUUAGCACUAUAAAAAUGGGGACUAACUCCCCGCGUAUCACAUUGGCUCUACACAGCUGUGGUAAGACCGAUUAUGACAUAUGGGAUAUUGGUCUGGUGGCCAAUAAUUGAGAAGAAGUACGCAGUAAAGCGUAUGGUAAGUAUGGUAAGAACAACGCCUAGCCAGGCAUUAGAUGCGAUUCUGUAUUUACUGCCUAUAGAUCUAUUCUACAAACAACAGGCGGCGAAAUCGGCACUGAGGCUGAGAGAAUCAAAACUGCAAUAGGGGACAUUCCAGUAUACUCUGCAAGUUCCCAUUUCUACCAAAUAUUACGGAAAUUCGCAAUCCUAUAGAAAUGAAUCUAUACUCGGAUCUACACAUAUCCUUCCCUUCUAGAGAGGAGUGGGAAAUGUGAAAAAUGGACACAGAUUCAGAGAUAAGUAUCUAUACAGACGGUUCAAAACUGGACAAACGAGUAGGAGGCGGUAUUUUCAGAGAAACUGGAUACCAGAAUCGCUUUCCGGUUACCGGAUCACUGCAGUGUUUUCGAAGCAGAGAUCACUGCAAUUAAAGAAAGCCUUCUCGUUUUGUCAAAAAAAGUGCUAACGACUAAACACAUAUUCAUAUUCUCGGAUAGUCAAGCGGCUUUAAAAUCACAAAAGUCGCAAAGAAUAUCAUCGAAGAUAGUGAAAGAAUGCUUGGACGACAUCAUAUUUCACGAUACACCUGCAAUGGGUCCCGGGACAUAGUGACAUUCCUGGAAACUGUGUAGCAGAUGAACUAGCCAGAUUGGGCACAACAUUGCAGUUGGAUGCUAAUAAUACCUUAUAUACCUCUGGCAACGUGCAGAUAUCUAAUAAAUAAACAUGCUGUUGAUACGGCUGAAUCACAAUGGAAACAAUCAACUACUUGUUCCGUAAGUAGACAAACGUGUCCUGAGUGGAGGAAGAGCCGCACUUGUCGUUUAUUGAAAUUUAAGAGGAAUGACACAAGAACCCUUGUAGGGGUGUUAACGGGACACUGUCUGAUUGGUAGACACGCCAGCAGGCUGGGGUUACCUUGUAACGAUUACUGCAGAAGUUGCCAGGAAGAAGAAGAGGAAGAAACGAUUACACACCUUAUAUGGGGAUGUAAGGCUCUGUAUUAUUGGACGCGGUUUUCUCGAGAAUGUGGGUGAAGUUGCUCAUAUUAAAUUAUGUGAUCUUUUUCACUUUAUUAAGACCACAGGGUGGUUCAAAGAUGACUCUAUAGUGUGAGAGAUCAAAGUCCCAGUGGUGUCACAAUGGGCCUCCAAAAGGCCUAGGUGCGUCGUUUUGACAACCACAUAACCUAACCUAACCCGCUACAAUAUCCAGAACGAAGUUGCGCAAGGGUCACUCUGGUUUCACGUGGCAACUCGAGCUCUUCGUCUGCUAAAGGUGGUGGUUUGGUUCCAAGGACGCCAUUCACUGGAAGGGAGUCAAAGAAGGUGUUAAUAGCUCCACUGUGAAUGGCGUUUAUAGCGUGUCUGAAACUGUCUGCUCCCGUGAUCUGGUCAGUGUAUUGUUCUAGAUCGUCAACUUAUUGUAGGAGUGACCUCUUGAUGCAUCCGGGGGCGGAUGGCUGAUUUCUACGAAAGCACCCUAGUAGAAACUGCUUGGCAAGCAGUUCAUUAUGUUCCUUAAUAGGCAGCCGGUGCUGUGUAAUUUACGACCGGCUGGCCGAUAGCCUUGUAAGUAGCCAGCAACGUUUCUUUGUCCUCUCCCCAAGUGAUACCGGCUAGCGACUUGAGGAUUUUGUUCCGGCU
Molecule: messenger RNA, 4892 nt
Organism: Zeugodacus cucurbitae (melon fly)
Lineage: Eukaryota; Metazoa; Arthropoda; Insecta; Diptera; Tephritidae
Exons: 6
Coding region: 165-1376 (403 amino acids)
Source: RefSeq, a predicted model, not a curated record